AUGACAGACCAGAGUCUCAUUCGCACUUUUCCUGUGGACGGCUAUGGGUUUGUGGCUCAGCAGGACAAGUUUGAAGAAGAAAGAUUACCAAACUAUCAUGCUGAGCGAUUUUAUCCCGUUCAGAUAGGUGGCGUAUACAAUGACCGAUAUCAGGUUCUCGCCAAGCUCGGGUUUGGUACGUCGUCAACUGUCUGGCUAUGUCGAGAUCUACGAAAGAACAUAUAUCUUGCCCUCAAGAUAUGCACAAUCAGUAACAGCAACAAGACCGAGAAUCAUGCUGAUAUUGAAAUUGAAAUUUCCAACUAUCUCAAAUCAAUAGAGGCCGACCAUCCUGGCAGGGAUUUUCUUCGACUUACCGUGGAUGACUUCAGACUCCAAGGACCACAUGGAAUGCACCAAUGUUUACUGUUCUCACCACUUGGUCUCACUUUCACUAAAUUGCGUAGCAAAUUUCCUGGAGGCUCUAUUCUAAAGGAGCUUGUCCAACAUACAUUACAAGUCAUCCUUGUUGGUCUGGACUUUCUUCAUCAAACAGGCGUGGUGCAUACUGAUCUGUCUCCAAACAACAUUCUCCUCGGUCUGACAGACCACUCUGUGCUUGCCGAUAUAGAGAAAUUAGAGCUUGAGCAGCCAUCAUACCGCAAAGUUCUUCCAGACCGUGUCAUACAUAUGUCACAUACCCUCCCUAUUACCAGCGGUCUACCAGCGAUUUGCGACUUUGAGUGCGGUAGAAUUGGAGAGAAGCAUUCUGGGGAUGUGAUGCCUGGACGAUACCGCGCGCCAGAGGUGAUCCUGGGUAUGGAAUGGGAUUCUAAAAUUGAUAUCUGGGCACUUGGACUGAUGCUUUGGGAUUUUCUCGAAGGACGGACCUUGUUUGAUGCCGCCAAAGAUGGACUCCUUCACGAUGAACGGCAUAUUGCUGAAAUGGUGUCCUUUAUUGGUCCGCCACCGAAAGCCUUCUUAGAAAGGAGCGAAAACUGUCGGAAAUAUUGGGAUAUGGAAGGGAACUGGAUUGCCGAGACGCCCGUUCCUGAUCAAUCACUCGAAAAUCGGGUAAAAAGCUUGAGUGGAGAUGACAGAGAACUCUUUCUUCGAUUGCUCCGGAAAACUCUCCGCUGGCUCCCAGAGGACCGACCGGCUGCGCAGGAGCUGUUUCAGGAUGAGUUUAUCUACCAAGAUCGACUCGUAGGAAGAACAGAUGCGAGUGGCAAUGCUUGA
Molecule: messenger RNA, 1218 nt
Organism: Cucurbitaria berberidis CBS 394.84
Lineage: Eukaryota; Fungi; Ascomycota; Dothideomycetes; Pleosporales; Cucurbitariaceae
Product: protein kinase
Exons: 4
Coding region: 1-1218 (405 amino acids)
Biological process (GO): spliceosomal complex assembly; protein phosphorylation; regulation of mRNA processing
Molecular function (GO): ATP binding; protein kinase activity
Source: RefSeq, a predicted model, not a curated record